Stegastes partitus (bicolor damselfish) is the source of this 2330-nucleotide messenger RNA. It is a transcript of the gene il17d, whose product is annotated as interleukin 17d. NCBI's taxonomy places the organism in Eukaryota, Metazoa, Chordata, Actinopteri, Pomacentridae. Gene Ontology annotation, cellular component: extracellular region. Gene Ontology annotation, biological process: inflammatory response. Gene Ontology annotation, molecular function: cytokine activity. The record is from RefSeq and is a predicted model, not a curated record. The coding region runs from base 452 to 1084 and encodes 210 amino acids. The transcript has 2 exons.
UUUAGACCCGUCCUGCCUGGUGGAUCACGCUGUUCCUGCGCGUUUCCAUCGGAUUUUACGCACACGUCGCCGGAGAGAAGCGAGCGGAAAGCGUCCUUGGUGCCAUUUUUCUCGUCUUAACAAAAAGUAGCAGGUGUAAAACUUCCAACUUGUUAAUAAUUUUGCAUUCUAGGGGAAGUAUUGCUCCUGGCGACGCUGUGGAUGCGUUGUGCCAAAAUGUUUCCCUGGCGACGCGCCUGUGCUUCGGUUUCAACGCCAGGAUUGUGGACUGUUAGCUGGUUUUACGGCGCUUCACUGGAUUAUAACUGGGGAAAAUAACCUGUUCGAGACUACAAGCUGCCCCACGAAGGUCACUUCUGCUCGGAUAAUCUACUUGCCAUCUUUUAAGAGCGACGAAGGUGACAGCGGUGUAUUUUUCGGUGGAUGCGCAUUUUGGCACAAGAACGCAGCGAUGCCGCGUCGGAUCCGCGUCCUGCUGCUGCUGCUGCACCUGGCUGUGCUGCUGUCCGGCUGGCCCACCGGGGCGGUCCGCGUGAGGAAGAAGGCCACCAGAACCCGGUCAUGUCUGGACCUGCCGGAGGAGAUUCUGGAGCAGAUGUUCGGGCGGCUCUCGGUCGGAGUGAUGAGCGCUUUCCAUCACGCUCUGCAGCUGGAGCCGCAGGAGAAACUCAACCUGACCUGCCCGAGCACCGCACGGACCCCGACCGACGGCAAGACCCGCCUCCCGGUCAACCUGCGCAGCAUCUCCCCCUGGGCCUACAGGCUCUCGUACGACCCGAACAGAUACCCCCGCUACAUCCCAGAGGCCUACUGCCUGUGUAAAGGCUGCCUGAUGGGAUCCUAUGGAGGGGAGAGCAACCAGCACCGCAGCGCUCCGGUCUACGCUCCCUCCGUCGUCCUGAGGAGGACGGGAUCCUGCAUUGGUGGCCGACACUCCUACGCUGAGAUCUACGUGUCUGUAGCCGUUGGAUGCACCUGUGUGCCGCUGCAGGAGAAGGAGAGGGACGGCCGGAGCAGCAACCAGAGUCUGGAGGGAGGACAGAACAAAGCCAGGAGGCUCUUCUCUGCAGGAAAGAAAGCAUGAAGCAACCCAGACUCUAGAUAAGUCUUUCUACAUAUCACCUACAGUUGUUUCCCCCGCUGACACUUCAAACAUUUAAAGGGAUCAUACUUCUGAAGUAGAAGCUCCUGGAACUGUUCCUUAACAUGUACAUGUUGAAUAUUUGGAUAAAGAAUUUAAUGACGAACACAAAGCUAAUGAGGACGUUUUAUUGUCUGUAAGACAUUUUAUUUGGUCCACUUUCACUGUUGGCUUGUUUACAACAUGUUUUUUUGUUUUUUUUCCAUCUACACUUGACAAAGAUGUCUGGACCGCAGCAAUAAAGAUACAAAAUGCAGGAGAAACUCUGUCUGAUGAAUCUGUUGAAGGUUUGGUUGAGUCAAAAGCCCAGAACUGUUUUUAUUACACUCUUGUAUCAGAUAGUUUUGGUUUUGUUUGCUCAAGCUUUGUGAAACUAAUCAGAGAUUUCCGCCACACAUCCCUCGACAGAAAUCUCAGAUAGUUAACCGCAGCACAUAAAACCUGACCCAUCUGUCUGAGCAUUUCCCACCAAAAAUAAACGAGAACAUGUGUAUUUGGAAUCUGGGUGGACCGAACCUUCGAGAAUUAAACCAAACAAAUGCUGAGCAGUGAAAUAAAGCUCACUGAUCAGGGACCUGAUCAAUGCUGCCACCUACUGAUCAGCAGGAGGAAGCUGAGGUCAGGGGGUUUUCGUUGUACUAACUUCUGCAUUCGUGUGUCCGUUUUUGCUCCCGUAAAUUAAUCUUCUAAUCCCUUUCAUGCACCUUGAGGAACCACAGCUGUAUCCUACCUGUCACAUCCUCGCAGAAAACUGAAAACAGCCCACGUUUAAAUGUUAUUCAGACACGUUAAUUUAACAAGUCGUCAUUAAAACAAUAAACAGUCCAGAUGGCAGAGAGCUCACUCUCCUUCUCCCAGUAACUGUACAACAAACACAGAAUAACACUUGUAUAUUUUACAGUCUUGUUUGGCAUUUUUAGGACACAGAAACUGUAAAUCAGAUGGUUUAAAGCUGUGCUUUCUCAGACGGUGAUCCUCAGAUCAUGGAAAGCGGUAAGAAGUUUUUCAUUUGUUCUCCCUGCUUCUCUUUUUGUUGGUAAGUCCUGAGCAGAUGCUGCUUCUUUGCCUCCUGAUAAUCAAUCAGAUGAAACAUGUAAAGAAAAAAGUGUUUAUUUUCUGACUGAACUGUUCACUGUUCUGGGUGUCUGGUGGAGGAGAGAUGAUCACAUUAAAGUUUUAGUGUUUCAUG